This is a messenger RNA of Botrytis cinerea B05.10, 2200 nucleotides long. RefSeq lists its product as hypothetical. Gene Ontology annotation, cellular component: membrane. The record is from RefSeq and is a predicted model, not a curated record. Gene Ontology annotation, molecular function: carbohydrate:proton symporter activity. The transcript has 6 exons. Gene Ontology annotation, biological process: transmembrane transport; carbohydrate transport. NCBI's taxonomy places the organism in Eukaryota, Fungi, Ascomycota, Leotiomycetes, Helotiales, Sclerotiniaceae. Bases 509 to 2044 code for a protein of 511 amino acids.
GUUACCCUCGUCUCUCCACUGAAAAGCCGGGGUCUGCGAUAAGAACUCCAAGACAUCGUCGGAUCGCUAGAGUUGUACCACAGCCAACAUCAGUCAAUGCAGCAAAUCAUCAGCGGGUGCGAGUGAUAGACCAACACGAUCUUAUUGCCAUGAUCCAUACCCACAUACGUGAAAGGAAGGUUGCUGUCUAGGGUUGAAGCAGCUGGUCAAGUCAAACAAGCUUUGACAAGCUUCGAUGGCUUCGAUGGCUUCGAUGUUCCUUGCACAUGCGUUGGAGCUAUCUCUCCGCAUGUAGUGAGAUAAGCCGGCUUGACACCCUAGACGCAAGAAUUCCCUAUCACAUAGCUCAACGCUGAGAUAAGAAACAUAGAUAUAGAGUAUGGUUAUGCGUUAUUUAAAGUCGUCUCUGAAUGUUUUGCAGCAGCAUCGAAAGAUACGUUUUUGCUUUGCAUUGAGGUCCGCUGAUUGAACAUAGUGGUCGUCUAAUCUUAUAAAUUUUGAGUCUGCAAUGGCGGAGACAAUGCUGACCCGAAUAACUCGUCCAAGAGUUUCGGGCUCGUCAUGGGUAGUAUCAGUUCUCAUGGUCCUAUGUUCGUGCAUCACGUCAACUACUUUUGGUUACGAUGGGUCGAUGAUGAACGGACUCAAUAUCCUCCCCAGCUACACAGAUUAUUUCCAUUUGAACACCGCAACUCUUUCUCUGAAUACAGCCGCGCUCUGGAUUGGUGGCGCCAUUGCUGGCUUGACUUAUGGACAAGUAACCGAUAUUAUCGGGCGCAGAUAUGCAUUAUUUUGGGCUGCCGUUGGGACAUUGUUGUCUGUAAUCCUUCAGACGGCUGCGCAGAAUACUGCCAUGUUCGUGAUAGCCAGGAUUUUAGUAGGGUAUGGCACUUCGGCGUCCACUCUUACGGGACCGACGUAUGUCGCUGAGACGCUUCCUUAUAAUUGGAGAGCCUGGGGACUAGGAGUACUAAAUGAUUGUUAUUAUGUUGGAGGACUGAUUGCAGCUGGUGUGACGUAUCGAACGGCUACUUACAACUCGACCUGGGCAUGGAGAGUUCCUUCAUUAGUCCAAGGAAUCUUUAGUAUUCUUUGCAUUGCCAUUUUGCCAUUUGUGCCAGAAUCACCUCGAUGGCUGGCCUAUGUUGGGCGUACAGAAGAGGCGUUAAUCGUUAUAGCCCAGACUCAUGCAAACGGAGAUACCUCAAAUCCUAUUGUACUUGCGCAAUACAAGGAGAUCAUUGACACAAUAGAAUAUGAGAGAAAUGUUGGUGAGACCUUGAGUCUAAAGCAGAUGGUCAAAACACCGGUUGCAAGAAAAAGAGUCUCUCUAGCAAUCUCCGCUGCGGUAAUCUCGACAAUUUCAGGAAACGUAAUCGCAAGUUACUACUUGGGAACAAUGCUUGAGAAUGCCGGCAUUACUGAUACCACCACGCAACUGCAAAUUAAUAUAAUACUCAAUGCUUGGUGCCUCUGUUGUGCAUUGGUUGGAACAUACUAUGCUGACAAACUUGGCCGGCGUCCAACUGCUAUCAUUAGCACAUCACUUCUCACUGUCUUUCUUUUCAUUGUCGGUGCUCUUACCAAAGUAUAUGGGACAUCAACAAAUAAGUCCGGUGUGUAUGGGACCGUCGCUGCAAUUUUUCUCUUUCAGGGGGCUUAUUCUUUCGGAUGGACACCACUCCUCUACUUGUACCCACCCGAAGUACUCAAUUAUCCUAUCAGAGCUAACGGGAUGGGCCUCUUCACUUUCGUCCUCAAUGGUGUUGCGCUCCUGAUCGUAUUCUCAUUCCCAUUCGCGCAAGAAGCUAUGGGAUGGAAGAUAUAUAUGAUGAAUGGUGCGUGGGAUGUCUUGGAGGUGGGAUUGAUCUGGAAGUAUUGGGUUGAGACAAAAGGAAAAACGCUCGAGGAGAUUGAUGAAUUAUUCGAGGGCACCAAACAUUCAGACGCACCUGAUUUGGAACGCAUCGUACAAGCUGAAAUGCAACCAGAAGAAGUUGUUUCUGAUAGCAUUGAGGUUGUUGUAUCCAGAAAGAGUGUUUGAAUUGAGGUAAAGCCCCGGAGCAGAUAAUGUAUUGAACGUUUUAAAGAUAUUGUCGGUCAAUUUACGAUGUUUUACAACGUAAUGAAGCAGGACUAGACAACUCCUUACCUACGUGAAUGGGUAACUGAUAUGAACAUUUGAAUUUCCAUUGCAUCA